GCCUGAUGAGAACAGAGUGGGGUUGGUCAGGUCGUUCUUCUGCUCGUCUCUAUCUUUGACCGUUCUCCAUCUUUGACUUCGUGGUCCGGUCGACGGGCGUUAAAUAUAAAAAUGGCUCUAUUGUCCCUACGUUUGGCUGCCUCUGUGGCGAGACAGCUACCUAACUCCACCAUACAGAUCAACUGGCCCGUGGCUGGUGUUGCCACGAGGAAAUAUCAUGUAUCCUGCAGCCGCCGUUCUGCUGAGAUCUCUUCCAUUUUGGAGGAACGCAUCCUUGGCUCAGCCCCCAAGGCCAAUCUUGAAGAAACUGGCCGUGUACUCAGUAUCGGAGAUGGUAUUGCUCGUGUGUACGGUUUGAAGAACAUCCAGGCUGAUGAGAUGGUGGAAUUCAGCUCUGGCCUGAAAGGUAUGGCUUUGAAUUUGGAGCCUGACAACGUCGGUGUUGUCGUCUUUGGUAAUGACAGGCACAUCAAGGAAGGAGAUAUCGUCAAGCGUACUGGUGCCAUCGUCGACGUUCCCGUUGGUGAACAGCUUUUGGGUCGUGUUGUCGAUGCUCUGGGUAAUCCUAUUGAUGGUAAGGGACCUCUGAACAGCAAGCUGAGGUUCCGUAUUGGUACCAAAGCCCCUGGUAUCAUUCCCAGAGUCUCUGUCAGGGAACCUAUGCAGACUGGAAUCAAGGCCGUCGACUCUCUAGUACCUAUUGGUCGUGGCCAGCGUGAGUUGAUCAUUGGUGACAGGCAGACUGGAAAGACUGCUCUGGCUAUUGAUACUAUUAUCAACCAGAAACGUUUCAAUGAUGCCGGCGAAGAGAAGAAGAAGCUGUACUGCAUCUACGUUGCCAUUGGUCAGAAGAGAUCUACUGUCGCUCAGAUCGUAAAACGUCUGACAGACAGUGGUGCUAUGAACUACACCAUCAUCGUAUCCGCCACCGCCUCUGAUGCUGCUCCUCUGCAGUACUUGGCCCCAUACUCCGGUUGUGCCAUGGGUGAAUUCUUCAGAGACAAUGGCAAACAUGCCCUUAUCAUCUAUGACGAUUUGUCCAAGCAGGCUGUUGCCUAUCGUCAAAUGUCUCUGCUGCUCAGGAGACCCCCAGGUCGUGAGGCCUACCCUGGUGAUGUAUUCUAUCUUCACUCCCGUCUCCUUGAGAGAGCCGCCAAGAUGAACGAAACUUUGGGAGGUGGUUCCUUGACUGCCCUGCCUGUCAUUGAGACCCAGGCUGGUGAUGUAUCCGCUUACAUUCCCACCAACGUAAUUUCCAUUACCGACGGGCAGAUCUUCUUGGAAACUGAAUUGUUCUACAAGGGUAUCCGUCCUGCUAUCAACGUCGGUCUGUCUGUAUCUCGUGUCGGAUCUGCUGCCCAGACUAAGGCCAUGAAGCAGGUCGCUGGUUCCAUGAAACUGGAAUUGGCCCAGUACCGUGAGGUCGCUGCCUUUGCUCAGUUCGGUUCCGACUUGGACGCUGCUACCCAGCAACUCCUGAACCGUGGUGUCAGGCUUACCGAACUCCUCAAGCAGGGACAAUAUGUGCCCAUGGCUAUUGAGGAACAGGUUGCCGUCAUCUACUGCGGUGUCCGUGGGUACCUUGACAAGAUGGAACCCAACAAAAUCACUGCCUUCGAGAAGGAAUUCCUUGCCCACAUUAGGGCCACCCAGCAAGAUCUUCUCGCCACCAUCGCUAAGGAAAACUCCAUCACCGAGGCAUCCGAUGCCAAGUUGAAGAAGGUCGUCACAGACUUCCUUGCAUCCUUCGCGUAAAUCAUCAUUUAAAAAUUUGUUAUUCAGCUGACGAUAGCUAAUUGACAGAGCGCUGCUGCCACAACUGUGGCGCCUGUAUCGAUUGAGUUGCGAAUGUUACUCGUUUUAUCGGAAAGCAUUCACUCUCAAGUGUACGACAGUCGCACGCUGUUAAUAUUAUUACGAACAGUCACGCAUUCGAACGAUAAUCACUAUAGUCAUAUACAUACACAUGUACCUUACACAUUGGUCUUUAAUAAAAAAUAAAGUACCUAUAUCGAAGAA
Molecule: messenger RNA, 2019 nt
Organism: Cephus cinctus (wheat stem sawfly)
Lineage: Eukaryota; Metazoa; Arthropoda; Insecta; Hymenoptera; Cephidae
Gene: blw
Product: ATP synthase subunit alpha, mitochondrial
Exons: 7
Coding region: 112-1755 (547 amino acids)
Biological process (GO): proton transmembrane transport; proton motive force-driven ATP synthesis
Molecular function (GO): ATP binding; ADP binding; proton-transporting ATP synthase activity, rotational mechanism
Source: RefSeq, a predicted model, not a curated record